Molecule: messenger RNA, 656 nt
Organism: Dendroctonus ponderosae (mountain pine beetle)
Lineage: Eukaryota; Metazoa; Arthropoda; Insecta; Coleoptera; Curculionidae
Product: protein Mpv17
Exons: 2
Coding region: 88-624 (178 amino acids)
Cellular component (GO): membrane; cytoplasm
Source: RefSeq, a predicted model, not a curated record
UAUUGGCUAACCAUAUCUUGACAAUGACAGCAUUUGCAUUUAAAGCGUUUUCUAACUAGAAUGAAUUUUUUUUAAAUUCCCGUUGAUAUGUCUUUAUCGAGAAAAUAUAACCAACUUUUGAAUAAAAACUUUCUGCUAGUACAAAGUAUUCAAACAAGUAUUUUAAUGGCCACUGGCGAUGCAUUAAGUCAAGAGUUAAUGGAAAAGAAGGGCUGGAAAAACUACCAAGCUCGAAGAACAGCGGAAUUUGCAUUUUUGGGAUGCUUUCUAGUGGGCCCAGCUUUAACAGGUUGGUAUAAAAUACUCGCCAGACAUUUAGGUCAGAAAACGAACCUAAGUACGACUUUAUUGAAAGUGGCAGCUGAUCAGCUUAUUUUUGCUCCAGUUUUUUUGGGAAUUUUUAUUAGUUGUGUCGGUCUACUUCACGGGCAAAAUGAGAACCAAAUAAGGAAAACCAUGGAGAAAAAAUACUGGGAUAUCCUAUUCUCCAACUGGGCGGUUUGGCCAGUGGUCCAAGGAGGAAAUUUUUAUUUUGUGCCUUUAAAGUAUCAAGUUUUAGUAGUGCAAUCAGUGGCAGUGUUCUGGAAUACGUAUCUUAGCUGGAAAACCGAAAAUGAUGACUAAAAUUUAAUCAAGCCAAUACAUAUUUAGCCAUU